Molecule: messenger RNA, 1612 nt
Organism: Lytechinus variegatus (green sea urchin)
Lineage: Eukaryota; Metazoa; Echinodermata; Echinoidea; Temnopleuroida; Toxopneustidae
Gene: rtca
Product: RNA 3'-terminal phosphate cyclase-like
Exons: 10
Coding region: 171-1268 (365 amino acids)
Biological process (GO): RNA processing
Cellular component (GO): nucleus
Molecular function (GO): RNA-3'-phosphate cyclase activity
Source: RefSeq, a predicted model, not a curated record
GGGAGAAAUCACUGAUGGGAGAAAUUCUGGAUUUACUGUUUCAGAACCCUUUCAGAAUUCCCGUCGAAUGUGUUCUUAACCUUCAUCAACUUCGUGAAAAUUCUAAUCGAAACUGAAAUUGAGGACUAGAGAAACACUUCAUUGAGCCCGUGGCUUAUAAAAUAUUCAGGAUGGCCUCCACUGCACUUAUUGUUGAUGGGAGCCUGAAAGAGGGGGGUGGCCAGAUAUUGAGAAUAGCUACAGCUUUAAGCUGUUUGUGCCAGAAACCCAUAACAGUAAACAACAUUCGGGCCAACAGAAGUAAACCAGGGCUAAGACCACAGCAUCUUAGCGGGAUACAGCUUGUGAGUCGCGUGUGUGGAGGUUCUCUGAAAGGAGAUGUGGUCGGGUCAUCUGAGAUUACCUUCUAUCCUGGAGCGAUUGGAGCUGGGAGAUAUACCGCUGAUACAGGAACAGCUGGGAGUGUUGUACUCCUGAUGCAGGUCUCCUUUCCCUGCUUGGUCUACGCGUCAGGUGACACCCAUGUGACCUUGAAAGGGGGUACCAACGCCGAGAUGGCCCCUCAGAUAGACUAUAUGAACAUGGUCUUUCAGCCGAUGGUUCAGAAGUUUGGUAUCAACUACGAUUGUAGAAUUGUCAGAAGAGGCUAUUAUCCCAAGGGAGGAGGAGAGAUACAAGUAAUAGCCAGACCAGUACGCGACCUUUCGCCUGUCACUGUGACAGAGGUCGGAUCAGUCACCAGGGUAACAGGAAGAGCCUUUGUAGCCGGCACCUUACCUCGAAAGCUCUCUCAGAUCAUGAGUAAUACAGCAAGCAGUAUAAUCAAGAAAGCUUACCCCGGUGUGGAUGUUCAGAUAGAUUCUGUACAAGAACCUCAUGGAGCCGCGGUUGGAAACGGAUCAGGGAUCAUAGUUGUAGCAGAGACGAGCACUGGCUGCAGACUAGCAGGGUCCAGUCUGGGAAAGAGAGGUAAACAAGCUGAAGAUGUAGGUCGUGAUGCGGCGGAGGAAUUGAUCAAGAAUCUUCAACAUGGUGGCUGUGUUGAUGAAUACCUUCAGGAUCAGCUCAUCAUUUUCAUGGCAUUAGCAAAAGGCCAAUCACGAGUGCGAACAGGCCCCAUCACGCUACACACAGAGACAGCUAUCCAUAUAGCACAACUACUUACUGAGGCCAAGUUCAGUAUAUCACCACUAACCGAUGGUUCGGGUGAAGGGGCUCACAUGAUAGAAUGCACCGGUAUAGGCCUACAGAACAAACAACUAGCCUGAACAUCUUCCCCAAGCAUGCUUCAUAGAGGGUGAUACAUCAGGGAAUCCUCUGACAACUCCCUCUGCAACUAGGCAGCUUUCUUCAGAGUAGCAUUCAUUUGGGUAAUCGUAUCCUCUAGGAAGCUUUUACGUGGAAGAGAUGCGCUCCAUUGGACUUUUCAUGAGCAUGUCGUUCUGUCAGAAGAUGUCAGAUGGCGCCUUGUCCCGAGUAACUUGAAUUGGCUGAUCUUCAAGUCGAUGGUCUAACUGGAUCCCACUGCUUUAAGUCCCCCUCACACCUAACCGAAUUGCCUGAAAUAUGCCUUGUGAUUGCUGGCAUAAGGCAUUAAAAAAAAAUCAUUUUC